UAAUCAAUCAAUCCAUCGAAUAGAACGAACCAGAAAUAAUAUUACUACUAAACUUCUUCUUCUUUUUGUUUCAUAUCAUUUCAUUUUCGUUUCUUUCUUCUCUCUCUCUCUCAUCACUCAUUCCUUUAAGUUCAAGAUAAUCCAAUCCAAUUCAACACGUUUGUUUUUUCCAUCUUCCACCACUCAAGGUUAGAUUUCAAUUAUCAUAUAUUCUUCUAUAACGCAACUGGGUUUUCUUUAAUUACCAUUAUUCAAUCCAAAAAAUUAUUUUUUUCAUAAACUCUUUGCGAUCGGAUCCGGUUGCAGUUGUUUGACUCACUAAGUUUUUUUUUUUUUUGGUUAUGAAGAGACUGUUAAAUGGAUUUUGCGGCAAUUAUUCUUUAGAUUAAGUGAGAACCAAAUUAUCCCAAAAGUUGUGUUCUUUAGGUUUUUUCCUUUUUUGUUCUUGUUGAAUCUUUUUUAUUUAGCUUGGUGUAUAAGGUUUUUUAAUUUGGAAAAAGUUAUGAUGUAUUCAUUUAAUGUACAGAAUUUAAACCAGUUUGAAUUGAUACUAUGUGCCUGUCAAUUUCAAGUGGAACUUUUUUGCUUUUUAGCCAUCCAUUUUUUGUUAUCCAUGUGAAUGAAAUUCUUUUAAGUAUUAUAGGCUUUAAUCUACACACAAUUUUAGCUUUUAAAACUCGGUAUCCGGCCUAAGGAGUGCAUAAUCUGGAGACCAUUCCCACGGCCCACUAGCCGGGGCCCAAUUGAAGUUAGAGUUUUGCUCUGUAUGGAUUGACCCAACAUAGGAAUUGACACUGACAGGAUUCGAACUUGAGACCUUGAGAGGAGCACACUCUGAGGUCCCCAAGUCUUCCUCUAAUUUUGGUCUUACAAACACAUUAAAGUCAGGCUCAAUGAUAGAGGAGUUAUUCAUAAUUAAGCACUGAAAUGUCCUGUAAUAAUUUUUUUUAUUAAGUUCAUUGUAAUUGAAUCUUAUUACAAUUACAAAUUCACAAUGUUAUUAAUACAGUAGCUGUUGUCUUGGGAUGGUUCUCAUAUUUGUGCUCUAUUGUUACAGUUCGACUUUAAACCUGUCGGUGUAUAUCUCUAAUGCGAUCAGUUGAUGAAUGAGAAGAGGAAUCCAAAGCGUCAAAAACCACUUCCUUUCAAAAUGCCUGUGACAGAUUUCAAUGAUGUGCAAAAUCUUGAUGACGGCAUUCUUUUCCCUGUUGAAGAGAUCGCGCAAUAUCCAUUGCCUGGAUAUGUAUCACCGACUUCAAUAAGUUUUAGUCCAGAUGAUAGUUUGAUUUCUUAUUUGUUUAGUCCUGAUAAUACAUUAAACAGAAAGAUUUUCACUUUUGAUCUGAAGACCAAUAAACAAGAAUUGUUAUUCAGCCCCCCUGAUGGCGGACUUGAUGAGAGUAAUAUUUCUCCAGAAGAAAAGUUGAGGAGGGAGAGGUUGAGGGAGCGUGGUUUAGGAGUGACGCGGUACGAAUGGGUGAAGACGAACUCAAAAAGGAAAACAGUCAUGGUUCCAUUACCUGCUGGGAUUUAUUUCCAUGAUAUUUCCCAUUCAAAAGCAGAGCUCAAGCUUCCAAGUAUACCAGCUUCACCCAUUAUUGAUCCACAUCUGUCUCCAGAUGGAUCUAUGCUUGCUUAUGUAAGAGACUACGAGUUGCAUGUUAUGAAUCUCUUGUCUAAUGAAUCAAAGCAGUUGACCCAUGGCGCGAAGGAAAAUGGCGUUACUCACGGGCUCGCUGAAUAUAUAGCACAGGAGGAGAUGGACAGAAAAACUGGAUAUUGGUGGUCACUGGACUGUAAAUAUAUUGCCUUUACGGAAGUUGAUUAUUCUGAAAUACCGCUUUUUAGAAUUAUGCACCCAGGUAAGAGCUCAGUUGGCACAGAUGCACAGGAAGACCAUCCAUAUCCUUUCGCAGGAGCUUCAAAUGUUAAAGUACGUCUUGGAGUUGUUUCCAUAGCUGGAGGCUCCACCACUUGGAUGGAUCUUGUCUGCGGGGGUGUGAAAGAAUUAGACAACGAGGAUGAAUAUUUGGCGAGAGUUAAUUGGGUGCAUGGAAAUGUUCUUACUGCUCAGAUCAUAAAUAGACACCAGACUAAAAUAAAGAUUGUUAAGUUUGAUAUUAGAACAGGAGAAAAGAAAGUGAUAUUGGUAGAAGAAAACAAAACUUGGAUCAACAUACAUGAUUGUUUCACACCUCUUGAUAAAGGAGUUACCAAGUUUUCAGGUGGAUUUAUCUGGGCUAGUGAGAAAACAGGAUUUAGACAUCUCUAUCUUCAUGAUGCAAAUGGGAAUUGUUUAGGACCCAUCACUGAAGGUGAAUGGAUGGUUGAGCAAAUCGCCGGUGUGAAUGAGGCAACAGGUCUAAUAUAUUUCACCGGCACCUUAGAUAGUCCUCUUGAAUCCAACUUAUACUGUGCUAAACUUUUUGUCGAUGGAACUCAACCACUUCAAGCCCCUACCAGACUUACACAUAGCAAGGGAAAGCACAUUGUGGUCCUUGAUCAUCAUAUGCAAACAUUUGUUGAUUUACAUGACUCCCUUAGUUGUCCGCCUAGGGUAUUACUUUGUUCGUUAGAGGAUGGAAGCAUAAUCAUGCCUUUGUAUGAACAGCCAAUACCAAUUCCAAAAUCCAAAAAGCUUCAACUUGAACCUCCAGAGAUUGUUGAAGUACAGGCUGACGAUGGCACUAUCUUAUAUGGAGCUCUUUAUAAGCCUGAUGUUUCAAGAUUUGGACCUCCACCUUACAAAACCAUGAUCAAUGUUUAUGGCGGUCCAAGUGUACAGCUUGUUUCUAACUCUUGGCAAAAUACAGUUGACCUGAGAGCACAAUACUUGAGAAAUAAAGGCAUCUUAGUUUGGAAGUUAGACAAUAGAGGAACUUCUAGACGAGGGUUGAAGUUUGAAAGCUAUUUGAAGCACAAACUUGGACAAAUCGACGCUGAUGAUCAGUUUACUGGAGCAGAGUGGCUUGUCAAACAAGGGCUUGCAGAAUUUGGUCACAUUGGGUUAUACGGGUGGAGCUACGGAGGGUAUCUCUCCGCUAUGACACUGUCAAGGUAUCCAGAUUUCUUCAAGUGUGCUAUAGCCGGUGCACCUGCUACAUCGUGGGAUGGAUACGACACAUUCUAUACAGAAAAGUACAUGGGACUGCCAUCUGAAAAUAAAUCAGGGUAUGUAAGAGCUUCUGUGAUGAACCAUGUGCAUAAGUUGAAAGGACGGUUGUUGCUUGUGCAUGGCAUGAUUGACGAGAAUGUACAUUUUCGGCACACUGCAAGGCUUAUCAAUGCACUUGUGGCAGCUGGAAAAACGUACGAGCUGAUAAUUUUCCCAGAUGAGCGACAUAUGCCUCGGCGAUAUAGCGAUCGAGUUUAUAUGGAAGAGAGGAUGUGGGAAUUCAUAGACAGGAAUCUGUGACAUUAUACAUUUUUCGCGCAUUUUUAUUUUCUUUUGUUCGAUCGAAUGAGCAUUGUAGUUUCUCAAGUUCUUUUACCCAACAUGUAAUAUUGUUUUGUAACUUGUUAGCUUCUUUUACCGAAGACCAUUGGCCAUUUGGCGCAUUUCAUUAUACAGGAAAAAAAAAAACUUCCAAUUAUCACAUUA
Molecule: messenger RNA, 3601 nt
Organism: Trifolium pratense (red clover)
Lineage: Eukaryota; Viridiplantae; Streptophyta; Magnoliopsida; Fabales; Fabaceae
Product: dipeptidyl aminopeptidase 4
Exons: 6
Coding region: 1103-3415 (770 amino acids)
Biological process (GO): proteolysis
Molecular function (GO): serine-type peptidase activity; dipeptidyl-peptidase activity
Source: RefSeq, a predicted model, not a curated record